AUGAUGGUGGAUGUGGGGUAGAUGGGUUAAAAAACAUCGCGGAGAGGGCAAAGAAACACGAAAAUUCCGUUUCGCAUAUGAAUGCCUGUAUGGAUUUCAGUCUUUUAGGCAAAACAGUGCUUAUUUGCGACAUUUAGUUUAGUACAACAACGAAGAAGUGGAAAAAAACCGUCAUAUUUUGCGCCGGUUAAUUAUGUGUAUUAAAUUUUGCGGGGCCUUUGAAUUGGCAUUACGACUUACGAAGCCAUGAUGAAACAUCGACGUCGGAUAACCCAGCUGACAAGCGUUACCAAAAAAACAUAGCAAUGGCAAUGGCACAAAGUGUGCCACUAGUUCUUAGGCUUAUUGCUUCAUCGGUGACUGCUGCUACUCGUGCUGGUAAAAUCAUUCGUGAUAUUAUGAGUAGGGGCGAACUGGGAAUUGUUGAAAAGGGUAAAAACGAUUUGCAAACUGAAGCAGAUCGAUCCGCAGAGCGCUGUCUUAUGGCUUCAUUGUCACAGCAGUACCCAAAUCUGACAAUUAUUGGGGAGGAAGGCGGGAGUAGUUGUGAGGUCCCAAGUGAUUGGAUCGUUACAGACUGCGAUCAACACGUACUGUUACAGCAGUGUCCAUCAGAAUAUAUUGACGUGCCUAGCAGUGAUGUGACAGUAUGGAUUGAUCCACUGGACGGUACCACCGAAUAUACGCAAGGCUUAUUGGACCAUGUUACAGUAUUAGUCGGUAUUUCGGUUAGAGGCAAAGCUGUCGGAGGCGUUAUACAUCAGCCUUAUUACAAUUACAAAUCGGAAAGUGCAGAUUUGAUGGGUCGUACCUUAUGGGGCUUGGUCGGACUCGGUACUGGGGGUUUUCAACCAGUGGCACCGCCCACUGGGAAACUUAUAUUGACCACCACUAGAUCGCAUUCGAAUGAUUUGGUGAAUAUGGCACUUGAGGCGUUUAAGCCAGAUGACAUUUUAAGAGUGGGAGGAGCUGGGCAUAAAGUCCUAUUAUUAAUGGAAGGGAAAGCCCAUGCGUACGUCUUUCCGAGCAAGGGAUGUAAGAAGUGGGACACUUGCGCACCAGAGGCCGUAUUAACUGCAAUGGGUGGUAAGCUAACUGAUAUACACGGCGGGGCGUACGAAUAUCAUAAGGAAGUGGAACAUCCUAACCUACGUGGAGUUUUAGCGACUGCACAAGGAGUAGAUCAUAGUGCGUUUGUAAAGAAAAUACCACAAGAAGUACGUGAUGCUCUGUCAUAAGUUGAUGCAUUUCAAUUUACCUACCAUUCCGCAUUUAAAUCAAUUUUGCGCAUACCUACCAUUUUAACUGUAGUAAUAUGUCGAACUUUAGUGAAUUUAUAUGAACCUUAUUACUUCACCAGGGUAACUAAUGCAAUAUACCAUAUUUAAUUAUAUUUUGCCCAAUAAUUAAUAAUACAAAUAAAAGCGGAUUACAAAUGUACUAAAUUAACAGUUGAUCCCCACAUUUUGGAUUAUCACUUGUUCCUGGUUGGAGUAAAAUUGAUUGUAGGUAAUAUUUUAUAUUUAAUUCCAGGUCCCCACGUUUGCUAAUGUGUAUGGUUAGACAUAUAAAUAUUAUUUCGAGUUGCACUUUGGCAGCUAUCCUAAAUGUGGGGUCGAUUAUGUUUAUUAACAAUAAGCGAUCAAAGUGGUUGAAGCAAACAAUAUUUGAAAACUUAAAUAUUUAACUCGUGUAAGUUCAUUUUAAUUAGCAAGAAAAUACAACACAACAAUGGUUCAAAUAUGGCAUCUUACCUACUUUAUCGUUUGUAUGUAAGUGGCUAGUACAAGGUCAUAAUUCUUCCAAUGUGCCAGUAUGUUUCAUAACUGUGCACAAGAUUAUCUAUAAAUAAAGUACAAUUAUUCCUUCAUGUGGUCGUCACCGCAUUUCAAAAUUAAUUAAAUAAAUAUAAAAACACGCACAAGAAACGUUAGUGUAGCUUUAAAUGGCGAAAGAUUUUACUGUUUAGAUAUAAGUCUAAUUGUUUAUAUGUGAUACAAAUUGUAACUUGUAUAACUAUUAACUUCGUUAGUAAUGCAGAGUUUCCGAAAUAAUAUUAGGGUUUAACAAAUGUCGUUAUUACUGCGGGUCAGUAAAUUUAUUUUUUCAAUGGUUACAUAUAUUUACUUAAGUAUUUAUAUUUUUAAAGUCUAAAUGUAAGUUGUAUUUUCCUGUACAAGAAUUCCAUAAAGAAUUUAUUAGAAUGAAACUACCUAAAUUGUAAAAACACGCACAAAAUCUGUGUUACAUGUGUAAGAUGUCUGUGUAACUCGAUGGAUAAAUUAUUAAUAGAAGUAAGUAAAUAAUUA
Photinus pyralis (common eastern firefly) is the source of this 2309-nucleotide messenger RNA. RefSeq names its product 3'(2'),5'-bisphosphate nucleotidase 1. Lineage: Eukaryota; Metazoa; Arthropoda; Insecta; Coleoptera; Lampyridae. Gene Ontology annotation, molecular function: 3'(2'),5'-bisphosphate nucleotidase activity. Gene Ontology annotation, biological process: phosphatidylinositol phosphate biosynthetic process. The transcript has 6 exons. The record is from RefSeq and is a predicted model, not a curated record. The coding region runs from base 306 to 1238 and encodes 310 amino acids.